Messenger RNA from Effrenium voratum, 3985 nucleotides. The record is from the annotation of a GenBank genome assembly. Lineage: Eukaryota; Dinophyceae; Suessiales; Symbiodiniaceae.
CCACCAACGUUGAUUGCCACGACACAUGGCAGGCAGCUGCUGGUCCUUCCGAAUGUCGCGCGGCGCCAGCACGGAGAAGUCUUUCAGAUGUCUCCGCCUGUGUGGAGAAGGACGCCGAGCGUGCAAACGCGGCCAGCUCAUUCGCUAGCAACACCCAUGUCAAGAACCAGCUCAGGAGGUGAGUCUUGUGAUGCUACCGGGCGACGUUUCCUUCCAUUAGCCACCCUCCGUGGGGUGGGCAAAAGCUGGUCAGCCGUGGUUGAUGAGGAUGGCAGCCAGCCGUCACGAAGCGGAGCCCUGGGUAGUCGACUCUCUGGCAGCAUCUCCCACAGCGUUGCGUCUGAUGGCAGCAGAAGCAGCAGGAGCCGUGCCAGCUUCGUGCACAAGAGGCUAAGGCCUAGCAAGUCAGCUUGCUCAGGCACGGAAGGUUUUGGCAUCACGGCCUUUACAGCAAGUCAGCCCCAAGUGCCAGCUGCUUCACACUACUCGAUGGAUUUGGAUGGGCCGGAUUUCCAGAUUUUUGCGACAGGCCUGCAAAAGGGCAGCGUGCUCUGCUCGGCCCUGGACCUUCUUCAUUUGCAGAGCCUCGCCCAGAAGGUGCAGCUCUACUACUUUGCACCCGGGGAGGUUGCGGCCAAGAAGGACAUGGCGUCCAGCCACCUCUAUGUCGUUCGGGACGGUUUCUUCGUUUUAGAGGAAGGCGCCCGCCUCGGCCCGUGCUGCGUCUUCGGGGAGCUGGAUUUGCUGCAGCUGCACUCAGAGGUCUUCGCGGGCGGCGCGGGCGGCAGCUGCCUGGGCAUCGCGAAGUGCUGGCUGUUGGAGCAGCUGAAGCAGCUCAGAAGGCAGCUGACCUCUCAGAGCAGGCGCCUCUUGAGGGAGAGCGAUCUCUUCCGCUAUUUGGACGCGGCCAACAUAUCCAGGCUUUCAAGAAAGAGCUGUACGGUCAAGCAUCGCCGGGGAGAUUGUGUCAUUCCAAAAGGCGAGCUAUCAAGAGGUCAUGUUUAUCUAGUGAAGUCCGGUGAACUGGUGUCCAGGGACGCGAACGGCUGGACCACACUUCUGAGCGUUGGGGACUGUUUGUGCCAUGGUUGCGUCACCGGCAUACAUGCGUCCGCAGUGCAUGCGGACAGCGAGGAGGUGGAGCUUUUGGCAAUGCACUACUCAUCACUUCAGGCUGCUUUGGGCGUGCACGCGCAAGAUUUCCUGUGGCGCUGCGUGCUGUUGGCGGCCUUGCGGGAUCAUUGGUCCAGCCACACCGCGUUUGAAGAGCUGUUGACCUUCAGAGCAGAUCCAGAGGCACUGGCCAGGGCUUGCAUCAUCCGCACUUUGACCCCUGACUCAGAGCUGCCUCCGGAAGAAUGCCAAUCCAUCCACUGGUACAUGCUCCUAGACGGGCACCUGACCCACGACUCACACCGGAUGGCGCCCUUCGAGUGGCAGCACUGCCAGGGGAAUGUCUCCCUGCACGCGGGGAGCUUCUGCACCCUGGCGCUGCUCUUGAAGGAUGCGGUAAGUGACCCGUGCGAGAGCGACGAGAGCGAGAGCCCGGACAAGCUCCGCCUGGUGCAGCAGGUCUUCCUCUUUCGGAACCUGGACUCAACUGAGCAGAAGCUGCUGGCGGAGUCCAGCCGCCUGAUUUCCAGGCGUGCCGGUGAGACGAUCUACAAGGAGGGUGACCUCGCAUCUCAGAGCUUUGUGGUGGUGCAAGGGGAGGUGACACAGUCACAAGGAGGCCGGUUGCUUCGGACUUUGGGUGGAUUCAGCACAUUCGGUGAGCAGGCGCUUUUGAGCAACCAGACCCGGGCCCUGACCAUCACGUGCAAGACCGAGAGAGCGAGCCUGCUGGCCAUUGACAAGAUGGUCUUCGAGCAAGUUGUCAAGGAGCGGGUCUUCGCCCAGCUGCAGUUCCAGCUUCAGCUCCAGCGCGCGGACAUAGAGAUGGAGGACUUGCGGCGAGUUUGUACCCUGGGCUACGGCACCUUUGGCGUGGUGCAGCUGGUGGAGCACAAGGCAUCUCGAGCGAGGUACGCCUUGAAAUGCAUCAGCCGUGGCGAGGCGGAGGCCAGGCAGCAACAAGAACGAAUCAAAGCAGAGCGCGAGAUACUCGCAGAUGUGGACCAUCCGUUCAUUCUAAAGUUGGUGCGAACUUUCAAAGAUUCAAGGCAAGCACUCUCGGACUGGGGCUGGCCACCAGUGUUGCUGCGGAGAUGGGCUGAACGUGAGCAGUUUGGCGCAUCGCCUGCGCCGGGCGAGCAGGAUACGGGUUCCACGUUCAAGGCGUCCGGUCCAAGUUCCCCAUUGCGAAUUCUGUCGUUCAAUCUGUUGGCCGACUGCAAGCAAAAGAACGAGGCUUGGAUGCCAUCUGCAGAAGAGGCGCUUUCUUGGAAGCCACGCCGAUUGCGACUCUUGGAGAUCCUGUUGCAGGACCAUCCAGACAUCAUUUGUGUGCAAGAGCUGGACGUCGGGGCCUUGCCCGAGCUAAAGGACGCCGGCUACGCCGCCUUCUCGACGGAUACGGCUUCGGACUGCGUGGCCGUUUUCUUCCGCACGGAUCGCCUAGAACUUCUGAGCUGCCACUCCCUGGACUUCGCGGCAGUCGCAGUUCUCAGAGACGUCCAGUUGGGAACAACGGCCGUCGCCAGCGCCCAUUUUCAGUCAGGGAAGAACGAGCUGGCAGAAACGGCAAGGAGUGGUCAGGUUUGCAAGCUCUUUGACUUCAUGCAGCAAUUGGCUGCGGAUCACGUAGUGGUGGCCUGUGAUUUGAAUGCAGUGCCGAAACUUGAAUCCGCGGGAGAGGCAUCAGCAUACUGGACUGCACGUAGUCAUUCUCUCAACUUGCACAGUGCCUACGAGAAGGCAGAAGAGCCCGAAUAUACCACCUGGAAGCUAAGGCCAAAGGGUGAGAUCAAGCGGACAAUCGACUACAUCUUCCACACGAAGACAUUGGAUGCGGUUGGCGUGCUGGAGCCACCGGAGAUGCCCCCGGAACGGUUCGUCUAUAUCCUCACAGAGUUUGUCACAGGAGGGGAGCUCUUCAAUGCCAUUCGAUCUUUGGGCAUACUAAGUGGAUCUCAAGCGAGGUUCUACACCGGCAGUUUGAUUCUGGCCUUGCAGGCCUUGCACGCAAAGAAAAUCGUGUACAGAGACCUGAAGCCAGAAAAUGUGUUGCUUGACAACUACGGCUACAUCAAACUGAUUGAUUUUGGCUGUGCUGUCAGACUUGACAAAGGCAGCCACAGAAGCCUGGUCGGAACACCGCACUACAUGGCUCCUGAAGUCAUCCUCGGAGAAGCUUACAGCUAUUCCUGCGACGUCUGGUCUCUGGGUGUUUGCCUCUUUGAGUUUGUGUGCGGCCCGCUUCCCUUCGGGCAAAGCAGCGAAGACCCCAAGCAGGUGUUUCAGGAUAUCCUGUUGUCCAAGCUGUUCUUUCCGGAGCAUUUCACCAAUGUUAGCGGGAAGCAUUUGCUGAGGUGCUUGUUGCGCAAGAAUUCCCGGCUGCGAAUCGGAUGUGGUGAGCGCGGUCUUCAGGAUGUGCAGGAGCAUUCCUAUUUCCGGAAGUUCAGCUUCGUCAGGCUCCUGGGCCGAAACUUGGAACCUCCGCAGGUCUCGAGUCCGCACCACGCACCUCCGGAGGAGCAACAGUCGGAAAGCUGCGAGCUCAAGCCUUCAGUCUCUUCUGGGCCAGAGUGUGAUGAUUGGGCCACGGAUUUUUAAAGUUUUUGGCAAUUCAUUAUGACGGUUUGGAGUGGUUAGACCAGCUGUACAGUGCCACAUUGCGGCGUUGCAUCAGACCCUGCUGCCAAGUAGCAUGACUGGCAAUGAACAUCAUGGGCACUGAGCACUCUCGCGCCAACGUUCCCUGUUCGUCCCAUUGGGCGGCAGUUUCUAUUUCGACAGGUGUAUUUCCGCUGUCCAUUGCAAGGCUAGACCCCUAAAGCUUUGGGUCUCGGAAAUGACGGAGUCUCUCAGAGGGAUGAGUCCGUGC